Messenger RNA from Monodelphis domestica (gray short-tailed opossum), 5149 nucleotides. It is a transcript of the gene PPTC7, whose product is annotated as protein phosphatase targeting COQ7. Gene Ontology annotation, cellular component: mitochondrion. The record is from RefSeq and is a predicted model, not a curated record. Gene Ontology annotation, molecular function: protein serine/threonine phosphatase activity. Gene Ontology annotation, biological process: protein dephosphorylation. Lineage: Eukaryota; Metazoa; Chordata; Mammalia; Didelphimorphia; Didelphidae.
CGGGGUGUAGGCGGCGCUGCCGGCUGGCCCGGGAACACGCUUAGUGGAGCGGAAGAUGGCGGCGGCCGCGGCGGGGGCCGCUGGCACUGAGGUCGGACAGAGGUGGAGGAAGCCCGGGCUCUGACCCCGCUCCGACUCUGGCUCCGGCUCCGGCUCUGGCUCCGCGGGCGCGCGCAGCGGAGACUCGGCGCUCCCCGGAGGAGGAGCGGGCGGCGGCAGCGGCCCCGGCCGAAGAACUGCGGCAGCAGCAGCGGCGGCGGCGGCAACAGCAGCAGCAGCAGCAGCAGCGGCGGCAGCAGCAAGAGCAGCGGCGGCCGCAGCCUCAGCGAACCACCGGCGCGGGGCCUCCCCUGCGGGGCCCCCGCCUCGGGGCGGCGGCGGCGGUGGCCGCGGCCGCGAUGUUCUCGGUCCUGUCGUACGGCCGCCUAGUGGCCCGGGCUGUCCUGGGCGGCCUCUCACAGACCGACCCCCGGGCGGGCGGCGGCGGUAGCGGCGGCGGGGGAGCCGGCGGCGGCGGCGGCGGCGACUACGGGCUGGUGACGGCCGGCUGCGGCUUCGGCAAGGACUUCCGCAAGGGCCUGCUCAAGAAGGGCGUCUGCUACGGGGACGACGCCUGCUUCGUGGCCCGCCACCGCUCCGCCGACGUGCUGGGGGUAGCAGAUGGUGUAGGAGGCUGGAGAGACUAUGGAGUUGAUCCGUCUCAGUUCUCAGGGACUUUAAUGCGAACGUGCGAACGCUUAGUAAAAGAAGGACGGUUCAUACCAAGUAAUCCUGUUGGAAUUCUCACCACAAGUUACUGUGAGCUACUGCAGAAUAAAAUACCUUUGCUCGGAAGCAGCACUGCCUGCAUAGUGGUUUUGGAUAGGACAAGCCAUCGCCUACACACAGCCAACCUGGGGGAUUCAGGCUUCCUGGUGGUGCGAGGAGGAGAGGUGGUCCACCGAUCGGACGAGCAGCAGCACUAUUUCAACACUCCAUUCCAGCUUUCCAUAGCACCUCCUGAAGCAGAGGGUGUCGUCUUGAGUGACAGCCCGGAUGCUGCUGACAGCACUUCUUUUGACGUCCAGUUAGGUGACAUCAUCCUGACAGCCACAGAUGGGCUUUUUGACAACAUGCCCGAUUACAUGAUCCUCCAGGAGCUGAAGAAGUUAAAGAAUUCAAAUUACGAGAGUAUACAACAGACCGCAAGAAGCAUUGCAGAGCAAGCUCAUGAGCUGGCCUAUGACCCAAAUUACAUGUCACCUUUUGCCCAGUUUGCAUGUGACAACGGACUGAAUGUGAGAGGAGGAAAACCGGAUGACAUCACUGUCCUCCUGUCCAUCGUCGCUGAGUAUACAGACUAACUCUCCUCCAGGUCAACCUCUGACGCUCCUCUUCCCUGUGUACGGACUGUUCCUGCUGGCAGGACCGCGUUUUCCUUUGCCGCUGAUCUCGAUGGCCAGUGAUUUAUGCCUGUCGCCUGUCUUUUUACAGUCCGGUUGAGAUCCUUGUUACGAACCACUACUGUCAUACGACUAGCUCACGUCUGCCAGCACCAGCUGAAGAAAACGCAAGACUUGAAGCUCGUCCUUCAUUGCUAGUUAUCCUUUGCGGGGGGAGGUGGAAGACCUUCAGAGCCAAAAAAAAGGCUGCUAUUUUUCAGAAUUCAAUUGAAGUAUUGCAGAUGAGUAAUGUGGGUAGAUUGUAACUCAAACUAGAAUGUGUAAAAUUUAUUUUUGAAAAAACCCACCACAAGUCAUGUGCUACUUACUACAUCUACUAGAAAAAUGCAUUACUCGUUGAAGGAAAUGUUCCACAUGAACCUUCACAUGCAUAGUCUGUUGUUGUAAGAUGAUAGAGUAUGUCUGUGUUUCUGGUAUAACCCCCUAUUUUUCAGGGGCUUAUAAUUCUGCUGUAAAACAUUGCUCUGAAUUCAUUUGAAGCUCUGGAUUCGUCUUAAAGUCUAGAGCCCAAGAGCCCUUUUAUUACAAAAUUGAGAGAAAAAUCAGUUUAAACUCUGUGGAUGCAAAUGUUUGUGCUUUUUAAAAAAAAUGCUUAAUUGUGCUCCAGUGACUGAAUUGUUGAGUAGCUCAUUAGCCCGGAUAAAAUGAGCUUAUGGGAGGUUGGGAGUAGGAGAGAGGAGACACUCCUUGCCAAGUUUAAUUGGAGGUCAGGGGAGAGGAAAUAGCACUACUUAGGUUGUGAAGCAAACUCUUGAAAGCCCAGAGAUUGAAAAUCGUGGCUGAAACCCACCUCAUUUGUCCGAAUGUGUUGUAGGGAAGUAGGCCCACGUCUCUGUGCGAGAACGGUAGGCUGGAUGGAGGUCCAGGGACUCGAGAAGAUGGCCGUGACCUUGAAUUGUGUCGGCUUCUGGUUCUUAGACUGGUCAAGACCCACUUUGUAGCACACACUGCAUCCAAGCCGUGUUGAUCCGCGUAAGCAAAUACUUGGAGUGAUGAAUGGCAGGAGCACGGAAGGGCCCCAGGAAAAAAAGAUUCUUCGUGAAAAUCUGACAUUGGAAGUUUCCCUCCGAGAACUUCCGGGCUGUCAGAUUCAAACUUAAUGUUUACAGUUUCUUAAUAGCCAUUUGACAGUAUGCCGUUUUCAUUGAAAUUACCCAGCGUCCAAAUUCUCCAUUAUCUGCAAGCUCACAUUCAUUUACUUUUGAGGCUCAUUUGAAAGUUGACUGCUGUAAAGAGAUAUUUUUGGGUCAGUUUUCCUUUUUCCAUUAACUUGGUGGUAGAAAGAUACACACUUAGAAAUCCUUAAAUUAAAGCCAUGUUUUCUAUAUAUAAAAAGUCAGGUAACAUUGGUGUUUAGAUGAAGAUGCAGUGAAACCAAACGAGUGUCUUCUUGAGGAGAGUGUCGAAAGUCUGUUUUCCUCUCAAGAAGAUCUUACUCUGCCCGGUUUAUUGCAUUAAAACUGUUCUGUUUGAGGUUACCUCAACUGGUUUUAAAAGAUUUUUUUGUGAAGUUGUACUGUAUAUUUGCAAAACUGUAUGUCAGGCUUUGGUUUUAUUUAAAAAUUGUUUAACAUGUACCAUGUACAUGUCAUUACUAUAUUUCAAAGCAUCAUGCUUGUAACAGGCAUUUCAUUUAUAAUGAGAAUGAGUUAUUCAUUUGUAAGCCGUUCAGUAAUUUAUCUACUAUUCCUAAAUUGGCAUAAUGUUAGAGAUAUAUUUUGAAUCACCUUUAAUUACAUGUCAGAAUGCCUUAACUACCCUAACUUGAUACAAAUAGCAUUCUUUGGUAGAGGGGACGGGGGGAGGGGAGGGAGUGUUAGAAUAAUGAGAAAUUGUAGUGCUGUGAUAAAACAUGGAAGAGCGAGUGUGGCACAUGGCGGGUAUUUAUUUUGCACAAACUAUUUGCAGUCUGUAUGUUUUUAAGAAACAGAAGGUUGCAUCCAGAUGGAAUUUUUUUGAAAGGAAUAUAUUCAUACUUCUGCUGAUGGCUUAAUUUCUUGUGUCUGGGGGUUUCCAUUUUUUUCUGGUCCGAGGCAUUUGGCCUCAUGAUCUGGAUGUCUCUGCAUUAAUUUUCCAAUGCCUACGAUUUUGGCUCCUGGGAGAAGGAGAGCUGGCAAAUGACUGGCUCGGGCUCUGCUCAGAGGAAACCCCAAACAGUCGUUCUAGAACUAGACAGGUGGUAGUUUCUACAGGUUACUUAAUCAGCUUAAAGUCUUGCUGGACAAAUGGUUGUUACAGAAUAAAAUGGACGUUUUGUUUCCGUAAUGUCGAGAGGAGUCCUAUGGUGAAGUUCCCUAGUACUUGGCCUAUAGAUUAAUGAAUGACCCAAAGUAUUUUCUCAUUUUGUAGCCCUCCCUUCCCCAGCCUUUCUUCCCUGUGCUCUUUUGUAACUGCUCGGGGACUCCCAAUAAGCCCCCGGGCCCCCGCGUUCCCUCAGUUGGGCCCUUUUGGGGAUCCUAGAUCUUGGGGAAUGACUGCCUGAGCUGUGCCACUUAGUAAGUCUGUCUCUAAAACUGAUGUUUGUGCUAAUGAUAGCUUAAAUCAAGCAGUGUAAGUGACGCCAUUUGCCUCAUGUAAUGGACUUUUAUAGCAAAAGAGAAAAUUUGGAUUUUUAAUUUACAAAUUACAAAUUAUUUAUCCCUCACUGGAUGCACCAAAGACCAGUAAAGUUUAUAGCUUUUCCAUCUAUAUUUAUAAAGCAAUACUGUAUUAUAAAGAAUUAAUAUUUUUAUCACAUGCUUGAAAAUUUUAUUUUGUUCUGUUUGAAAAUGUGCACUCUAAACAUAUCAAAACCUUAUUUCUUCCUAUGAACUUAAGCUGCCUGCGCACAAAAAAAAUCUACUGAAUGGAGAUACAGUGGGGUCCAUGUGGUUGGUUUGGUGGUUUUUUUGUUGUUGUUAGUGUCAUUGUUUUUAAAGCCCAGGGGAGAGGGGAGGAGAAAAAUAAGGGAAAACGUUAUUUUUUUGUCCUAUAAUAGGGUAAUGUAGUGGCUUGACAUGAUUGAUGGGUACUUAACCACAAAGAGAAUCCAUUCCAGGUAUGUUUGUUUGGGGAGUUGUCCUUGUAUCGAAUAUUAGGUUCGCUGCUUUGCGCCAUGGAGAAAGUUUCCUCUGUUGAGGCAACUGCUCUGAAGUCAGUAUCCUGCAUCAAGUAACGAGACGGGGAAUGUGGGAUUUCUUUGGGGAAAGUCCAUGUUAAGGCUGUGUAGAGAAGAAGGGCUUGGACUAUAAAAUGUCUUUGCUUUCACGUGUUAAUGAUUCCUUGUCACCUCACUUGCUGUCUUUUGUUUGAACUAGCGCAUCCAAUUUCCCUGGGGACAAAAGUAAUGUAUGUUUUGUAUGGAAGGAAAAAAUGUCAAAUGUAAGAAAUCAGAACCUGAUUCCAUUUAGAGAACUCACAUGAGAUUUGGAUUCAAGUCAUAAUGACAUUUGGGGGGGAGUUCUGAAUUGAAAAUUGGCUGUUUCUGUUCAGAGAUUACAGAUGUAUCAGAUGGCUUAUGGCAAAAUUGGCUAAAAUAACAAAACCAAAUUGAAUCUGUACCUGUACUGAUGAGAAUUUUUUUUUUCUUUUGAGACUAUCAUUACCUGUCUUACAAGAGGCAAGUACCUGAAUUGGAUGUCUGAAGUAUAACUUAUGCAGGAAUAGUUCUGUACAUACAUUUAAAUAAGCUGUAAAGAUAUUUAAUAAAUAUAGUAUUUAUACUAAAA